AUGGCGACGGCCGGAAGUCGCGGCCUUUCCCCUCACAGCCCUUAAGCUGCGACGUCCCGGUUGAGGAACCAGCCCGGCGGGGCGAGGCGGGGCUUGUGUCGUUUCGGUGGUUGCUGCCCCGUCGGGCUGUAUGAGCGGCGACGGCUGGUUGAGAGGACGGAAGGGCAAGGCUCUGGAGGGCGCAUGCGCCGAUCUCCAUGGAGAGAAAAGGGGGCAAGAGAGACCGAGGGGAGGCCAGGGUUUGGAUGAAGCAGUUCUGAAGAAGUGGUACACAGAAACCAGACUCCAGUCUUCUGAUGCAUAGCGGAGUGAAGAAAUGAAGGGGCAGCAGAAAGCGACAGAGACAGAAGAGGGAACCGUGCAAAUCCAGGAAGGUGCAGUGGCGACAGGCGAAGAUCCCACCAGCGUGGCCAUUGCUAGCAUCCAGUCGGCAGCCACCUUCCCUGACCCCAACAUCAAAUACGUCUUCCGGACAGAAAAUGGAGGUACUCAGCUGAUGUACCGGGUGAUUCAGGUAGCUGAGGGGCAACUGGACGGACAGACCGAGGGCACUGGGGCCAUCAGUGGUUAUCCUGCAGCGCAGUCCAUGACGCAGGCUGUCAUCCAGGGUGCAUUCACCAGUGAAGAUGCCAUUGAGACUGAAGCCACGACCACGGAGACCCACUACACGUAUUACCCUGCCACUGCAGUUGCUGACACCAGCACGUCUGCUGGGGCAGGGACCACGGCCACAGCCGUGGUGACGACCCAGAAUUCAGAUGCCGUCCUGGGGCAAGCCACACCAACUGGCACAGGGCAGUUUUUUGUCAUGAUGUCACCGCAGGAGGUUCUGCAAAGUGGAAAUCAGAGGUCCAUCGCGCCCAGGACUCACCCGUACUCGCCGAAGUCAGAGGCUCCAAGAACAACUCGAGACGAAAAGCGCCGGGCACAGCACAACGAAGUGGAACGCCGGCGCAGGGACAAGAUUAACAACUGGAUUGUGCAGCUGUCCAAGAUUAUCCCCGACUGUUCGAUGGAGAACACCAAAUCUGGGCAGCACGUGGCAGAAGUUGUGACUGGAAACUGCCAAAACAGCCAAGGGAGUAAAGGAGGAAUCCUCUCCAAAGCUUGUGACUACAUUCAGGAGCUGAGGCAGAGCAACAUCCGUCUCUCUGAGGAGCUGCAAGGCCUUGACCAGCUGCAGAUGGACAACGAGGUCUUGAGGCAGCAGGUUGAAGAUCUGAAAAAUAAGAACCUGAUUUUGCGAGCGCAGCUGCGCCAGCAUGGCGUGGAGGUCAUCAUCAAAGACAGCCACUGACCCGCCACCCUUGGAGAAGGCCCUGCUUCGGCCCUCGCCAUCCUCCUCCGGCACAGCAGUCGACGGGGUCCCUGUGCCUCACCGGUGCUUCCAAGCCAGGCCCCGUCCUUGUUGUACAGAAGCAGAAAGCAGCGCUGUUUGUUGGGGGCUGGGCUCAGCUCAGGACAUUUGCCUCUGCCCAGCGCUCCCUCUUGGCCCGGGCCUCGGCUAGCCCUUCUGAGCCGGACACUGUCUCUUGGCAAAGUAGUCCUCCAUAUAGCCCUCGUCAGGUCCAGGGUUGUGUCUUUUUUCUGCUCUCUUCCUCCCUCAACUUUUUGCUCGACAGCACCUCACACCUGUGCAUUCAACACACAACCUGGUGUGUCUGCGCAUGCAUGCAAUAUUACGUAGACAUGUUGCACGUCCUCGUUCUCCUUUGUAUUCCCUAUAGACCCCGACUCCGCAUCACUGUCCCAUGUCCAGGUGCUGCCUCCUUGCAAGUGGGAAGAGUUGAGCUCUAUCCAGCCUGUGCCUGGUUGAUUCACCUCAUCUCCCCUCCCCCUCCGCUUUAUAGCUCUCAGGCCCAAGGGAGCCAGAAGAGGCAACAGGCAGUCUAACACUCUCCUCCCCUCAGAGGAUGGAGGGUGGCAACCUGGCUCUGGCUCUUGGCUUGCACCGUCCGCAGCUGCAAGCCGAGUGUGGCCCUGCCUCCCCUCCGAGAGCCUGAGCUGGCAGUGAGGACAGGUCUGCCGUAGCCUCCCCUUUCUACUCUGCAGCCCUGAAGAUGAUUAACGUUGCUCUUGUGCCAUGGAAGCGGAGUGGCAAGGAGGUAGGUGGGCUGAGCGCUAUAGCUGUCCUGUCUUGGGUGAUUGGAUCAGGAUGAUGCUUUUCUUGCUCUCUCUGUUUUUUUUUAAAUAAAUCUCUGAAUUUAAAAACAAA
This is a messenger RNA of Rhineura floridana, 2215 nucleotides long. RefSeq names its product upstream transcription factor 1 (gene USF1). The coding region runs from base 317 to 1297 and encodes 326 amino acids. Gene Ontology annotation, molecular function: RNA polymerase II cis-regulatory region sequence-specific DNA binding; protein dimerization activity; DNA-binding transcription factor activity, RNA polymerase II-specific. Gene Ontology annotation, biological process: regulation of transcription by RNA polymerase II. The transcript is spliced from 12 exons. NCBI's taxonomy places the organism in Eukaryota, Metazoa, Chordata, Lepidosauria, Squamata, Rhineuridae. The record is from RefSeq and is a predicted model, not a curated record.